UAGUCCUUCGUGAGAGUCCGUCGUGAGCGAAAGCUGCUUGGGAAAAUCAGCCCCGCCGCCGCCGUAGGCAUCAGAAUCCGCGUUGGUUGGUUUGUGGUUUGCUGGUUUUUUUUUUGUCAGAGUGUUAGAAGGAACACACUUUGGUGACCAUUUUUCCCAAGGAAUAUGCUAAAUGGUGAUAAUUUAUUCGAACCAAAUGCAAAAAGGUGAAGCUCAAAUCGAAGAAUAAGAGUAAUUUAGUGCAGGCGGUGAAGGAAAAGCUAGAAAACGGUACAACAAAAGCAGAAAAGGCACACCGAGUGAAGGAAGAAGAAAAUUUUGGUCGAUUUUUCAACCCACCCCGGAGGAGUCAAAUUUACACACCAAGAGAGGACGGUGUGCAGUCAAAACGGAAAAGGAUUACAGUGGGGUUUGUUUUCGAGAAAGAAACGCAAAUUUCUAUAAACGGGCAGGGUCUGGUGAUGGAAAGUGCGCGAUUGGUCAAAGCGACUGGGCAGUGAGGGUUUCAGUGCGAUUGGAAAAUUCUAGCCUCGUCUUUCCCUGGCUGGGGCCACAAGGAGUCAAGGAUACAACAGCAAUACGAAGCAAUCCAACCGAGUGAGAACAGCAACUAGAAGAGACACCAUCCUGACGGCAUCGAUGAGUUCCGGUGGUGGUAGGUGAACGUAGUAGCUUUCGGAGGGGUUCAUUCGGAGGGCAAUAGCGCAGGACCUCGCGAGGCAAACGAAAAGGCAGCCAGCAGUCGGCCAAAUUUCCUUCGAUCGGUGCCAAAACGUCAUGACCGGAUGCGAGGUAAAGCGCGAGAUGGACCAUCAGUCGGCCCGCACCCGCACUACUCCCACAGCAGCCGACACUACUCUGAAGACUGUGUUGUAAGUGAUGCGAGCGGAGGCCCACUAUGCUCAUCUCGCCCGUCUCUGUUUCAGGAGUUACGAUGCACGGGCUGAGUCACCUGCCAGCCGGCUCAACCCUGGAGGCACUCACGCAGGCAACCCUUAUUCUCAUCUUAGCGGUCGCCAUCAUCGUAGCUAAUCUCAUUGUAGUAGCAACAUAUCUUAACUUUAAGGGACCUCACGAGGUCAUCAACUAUUACCUGCUAUCGCUGGGCGUUGCCGAUCUGCUAUGCGGUCUGCUCAUCGUUCCCCUGUACGUCUACCCGACGUUCUACGGCGCGUGGGUCUACGGAGACGUGCUAUGUCGGAUCGUCGGCUACCUGGAGGUGACCCUCUGGUCCAUCUCGGUCUACACCUUCAUGUGGAUCUCAGUCGAUCGUUACUUGGCAGUUAGGAAACCGCUGCGCUAUGAAACGAUCCAAACCAAAACCAGAUGCCAAUGCUGGAUGGCGUUCACGUGGAUUUCGGCCGCGAUGCUAUGCUGUCCACCGCUGCUUGGCUACAACGAAGCCUUCUACAACAAAGACACCCACAUCUGUAUGCUCGAGUGGGGCAACAUGGCCGCCUAUAGUGCAACGUUGGCAAUCCUGGUCCUGGGGCCGAGUGUAAUCUCGAUCGUCUACAACUAUGGCUAUAUAUUUACGAUGAUGCGUAAGGUGCGAUCGGGAGCACCGAUCCAUGAUAAGGAGUACGCCACGGCACUGGCCGAGAAUCUGGCCAAUCCGAGCCACUGUAUGUCAUUUGCAUUGGUGUUUUCCUUCUGGAUCUCGUGGGGUCCGUACAUCGGGCUGCGGAUCUACGAGCUGGUGAUGCAGGAAUCGUACGAUCAUCCGAUGAUCCAGUUCGGGGCCGUCUGGCUGGGGAUCCUCAACUCGUUCUGGAAGAUCAUCAUCAUGACCAGCAUGUCGCAGCAGUUCCGACUGUUGGUGCGGUUAUUGUUCCUGACGAUCUGCUGUAAAACCAAGGGCCGGCUACAAGCCGAACUUAUCGGGCUGGAUCCGGACGAUUAAGAAGCUGAGCGAAAACUAUGGGCAAUACGUCAUUCCGUCAUUCCAACAUCCCUCAGCAACGAGCUCAGUGUAGAACCAAGCACCGAACAUCUUCCGCUGGGAUUGAAGACGAAUAAAAAAUCCGAUAGAAUUACUAAUUAGAAGGCUAGAGCGUCGGCAGCAGAAGUUUCAAUUAAUAUUGUUGUAAUUUUAAUACAUAAAAAACCUGCAAAAACCCAGUACUUACUCUUAACUAUCUAAGGCUACUUUCGUAGGGUAAGCGAUUAGACGUGUAGAAUAUCUCUUAUCAUGAGGCGGCGCAUUUUAAACGCUGUAGUAAAUCUCAGAACAAUCAUUCUCCUUAGUGGACGACAACUCGGCAACGGAAAGAGAAGAACAAUAUCGUUAAUACAAAACUAGUAACAUAAAAAGCACAGCAAUUAGAAGGUUCAGUCAAAUGCGUAGUGUUGCCGCAAGCACUCCCAAAAGAGACGAAACAGCGUGUUCGGAAACGUAUAUUAUACAACUCACUUUCAGGGCUUAAACAACAGACACAUGACAAACAGAUGCUUAAACGAUAAUACAACAUUCAAUGAAGCAAAAAGGGGCAACAGUUGAUCGAUGCCUGUAUGUAACGACAAACUUCAACAACGUAGAGCUAUUUUCUAGAUUUUAAAAGAGUGAGAUUAUCAAACACAGAAAAACAAACAAUACCGAACAAAUUAG
Messenger RNA from Aedes aegypti (yellow fever mosquito), 2608 nucleotides. It is a transcript of the gene DopEcR, whose product is annotated as probable G-protein coupled receptor 52. The record is from RefSeq and is a predicted model, not a curated record. Bases 899 to 1903 code for a protein of 334 amino acids. Gene Ontology annotation, molecular function: peptide binding; G protein-coupled receptor activity. Gene Ontology annotation, biological process: G protein-coupled receptor signaling pathway. Gene Ontology annotation, cellular component: membrane. NCBI's taxonomy places the organism in Eukaryota, Metazoa, Arthropoda, Insecta, Diptera, Culicidae. The transcript has 4 exons.